UUGUACCUUUCUCCCUCUCUUCGCUUUGAAUGUGGUUGUCAGUCACAGCUGGCUAGUUGGCUGUCCUGGAGUUAAGCAACAUCGGUGUGUGAGCUGGGAAAGAGCAAGUCGCUGCAGGGAUUUCUCGGAGCCGAUCCGAGCGUCAGUAAAGAUCCAGAAUGCUGAAAAGAGGAUGAAUCCUUCAGGUCAUCGAAGACAUCGACGUGUCUUUGUUGCUGCCUGUCCCCGGCGGCCUCAUCUGCCUCCCCAAAGUUAACAAUACCCCCCGCAAGUGGCCAUCCCAGAGGGUAGGAAAGGCAAGCCAGCCCCCUGUAAAUAUGCCUGGAUGGAGGUCUCAGUGGCGUCUGGUCCUGCUGAACUCCCUUACCUGUGGCCUGGAGAUCUGUGUGGCAGCAGGAAUCACAUAUGUGCCACCGCUGCUGCUGGAGGCCGGUGUGGAGGAGCGUUACAUGACGAUGGUUUUAGGUAUUGGUCCAGUGCUUGGCCUCCUGUUCACCCCUUUGAUUGGCUCAGCCAGUGACAACUGCAACAGCAGUUACGGAAGAAGGAAGCCCUUCAUCUGGCUGCUGUCUCUGGGAGUCCUUUUGGCCCUUUUUAUCAUUCCCCAUGCCGACAUCCUGGCUGCACACCUUGCCUGGGGAGGACACACUUUCCAGGUUGCUUUCCUCAUCCUUGGAGUUGGCCUUCUUGACUUUUGUGGACAAGUUUGCUUCACACCAUUGGAGGCGCUCCUAUCAGACCUGUAUCGAGACGGGGAGGACUGUAACCAAGCCUUUGCGAUGUUCUCCUUCAUGGUUAGCUUGGGAGGCUGUGUGGGAUAUUUGCUUCCUGCACUGGACUGGAGCCACAGCCUGCUCUCCGUUUACCUUGGAGGCCAGGACCAGUGCCUCUUCUUUCUCCUCCUCCUUAUCUUCAUUCCCAGCCUACUCAUCACUAUGAAGGUUUCCGAAGAACCCUCCGGUGCCAUCAGGGGCUCGCCUGGGGCCUCAUCUUUGCUGGAACCGGCAGCCGGUGCAGUGGAAGAUGGCCGGUGUGGUGCGCCUCGCUCAUGCUGCUACCUGCUAAAGUGCAAGCUAAGGCUGCUCAAGUCUGGACCUCUGCUCUGCUUGCUGAGAACAUGCUGGUCCAUGACCCCCGCCAUUUACAGGAGCUACUGCCAUGUCCCAAGAGUGAUGUGGCAGCUGUGCGUGGCUCAGCUCUGCAGCUGGAUGGCGGUCAUGUCCUUCAUGCUCUUCUUCACAGUCUUUGUGGGCGAAGGCCUGUAUGGUGGCGUUCCCAGUGCAGUACCAGGAAGUGUACCCAGACAAAGAUACGAUGAAGGUAUCCGCAUGGGAAGUUUGGGUUUGGUUCUGCAGUGUGUUACCUCAACCUUCUUCUCAAUGAUCAUGAGUCGAAUGGUUCGCUGCUUUGGGUCCCGCUGGGUUUACCUGAGCAGCAUGGUGAGCUUCACCGUGUCUGCUUUGGUCAUCUGCAUGUCUAAAAGUGUGGUCCUCGUCACAACCAUGGCCGGCCUCACUGGCUACGCAUACGCCGCGUUGCAGACGUUGCCCUACACACUCACUUGCCACUACCACCAGGAGAAGAAGGUGUAUAUGCCAAAAAGGAAAACCAAAAACAGCCGUAAAAAUGGUUUUACAGCUAAUCGAGACUAUUUGACUCCAGUGGAAGAGAAGAGUAUAUUAAAUAACACGGCUGGCCCCUCCUUUGGAAAUGCCUUCCUCAGCCAGGACAUUUACUCCUCUGCUCCCUUCAACCAGAACGGCUCAGCUCAGAACUCCGCUGGCCCCGAGCCAGAGGAGCUGGAGUCAGGGUAUGAAGACCGCGGCGUGGGCCUGGACUUCGCCAUCUUAGAUAGCACCUUCCUCCUCUCUCAGGUUAUCCCCACCCUGCUCAUGGGCACCAUUGUUCAGUUCGCACAAUCAGUCACCACCUAUAUUGCCUGCUCUGUAGUCCUAGGCAUUGUUGCCAUCUAUUUGGCCAAUCAUAUUGUCUUUGAUCAAAAGGAUCUCAAAGGCUGAGACUCAGAUGGGAAACCUCUGAGAAAGAUCGUGGAAGAAUGCCGCGGGGGCUAGGGCGGUGUUUAGCAAUGCACUAUCGCGUAGUAUCCCAGGAGGCCUUGCUCUAUUUUUGUGCAUUUGCACCUUACCAAAAGUGUGCCAUGAUGAGGCAGUAUAGAAAGAGUGAAAAUACAGUUAUGUCAUCAGGGACGUGCCCGCUAGCUUGAAUAGCCAAACAUUUUGCCCAGAGUUUUCCUUUUUCCCCACCAGACUUAUUUACACUUUAUUCAAUUCUCGGGUAUAUACAGGGUAUGAAAAUAACAAUUUGUCCGGUACUAUAACACAAGGUGACACCAAGCGUGAAAAUGGUUGCCUUGUUUCUUCACCUACCAGACAUGCGCGUGAUGUUAUACUUCAGAAAGCCAUGUGCGAAGAAGCUCAAGGGUGAUUGGAGAAAUGACCAUUCUGUCACAUCCAUUGAGGGCCAAUUCAGUCAACAAGUAUGGGAAUGCUUCUAAUGUAUGAGAUACCACUAGCAAAAAUCAACCCCUUGCUGUCUUUUUCUAUCUUCUCAAAGGCCUGUUGAGCAGUCGGAUCGUUUUUGGCUAAUGGAAUGCAUUUCACUAGCUUGAUGAUAUUUGGGAGAUUUUAGACCUGCAUUUUUUUACAUUACUGCUGUCUGGCCUGGAACCAAUGCAUAUAUAAUGUACUGUAUCCCUACAUUGAUUUUUGUAGCUCUGGUCUAGUGCUAACUAGGAAGCGUCAACACAACCCUUUCUCAGAAAUGAAAUUUGUGGCACACUCCGGCUAUCAAAUGUGUCUACAUCCGACUGUCUCUUGUGUUUUAAGUGAAAUGAUGAGAGGACGCCCCUCCCGACUGUCUCUUUAAAAUAUUAGCAAAGAGAGCUCGAGAGUGGGUUAAACCGCAUCCCUAUUGGAGCGUAUCAUCAGUCUUGGUUCAAGAGGUGGUUUAUUAGAACUGGGCUAUGGAUGUCCCCGAGAGUGCAAAAGUGGACUGCUCUAUCUCUGAUCGAGAUAAACAUCUCAGGUUAGCACUUUAUCGUAGUGCCCUCUUCUUUUCAAUGCUAAUGAUGUUCCCUGCUCCACCUUCAUGUUUCCACAUUCAGUAAGUAUGCCCCUUGACAAUCCUGGACUCCCACAAUGACAUUCACAUCUUUCGCCCAUUCCCAAAAGACCAAAUCAAUUGAGUCAAGUCAACCAUUUGGUUACUCGAGAUGACAGUAGGCACUGUGAAAGUGUGUGCGUGUUGUGUUUGUUUACGUGUCUAUGUAGUCAUGCUCAAUAGUCCAUCUAGUGUAAUCCCCAGGCUGUCUUUUCAUUGCACUGUGUUUAUUCUACUAAAGCAGGUUCAUCGAGUUUUAAACACAUGAAUAGUUUUGUCCCAGAACUCAAAGCAAAACUAGUAUUGAGCAGUAGCACAAUAGUUAAAAAAAGUGCCUAUUUUUCUGCCUUUUGUAUUUAUUUAUAAUACUUUUAUUCGGGGGGAAUCGUUUUUAAAAUAUUGGCCUACAGUAUCUGCUGUUGGUGCAAAGAUGAGGGCUAUAUCUGUGAAAAACAUAAAUUAUUUGUAUAGUGAUAUGCAACCAUUCUCAGUGCUAACUUAUUUUAUCAUGAAGACUUUGCCGUCUACCAUCGGAUGUUUUCUUUCACUCUUAUUUGCCAUGCUGUUAGAUCUAGAUUUAUUUUGUCAGCACUUCUUUUAUUGCCAUUAGAAGUCUCCUGUAUUUUUGAAGUAAAUAUAUAUUUUUUUCCGAUUCAUAACUUUAAAGGCUGAAGAGGUUUUUAGGCCCCUCCGUCAAUCAACUAUCUUUUGGGAUUUAUUUUCAAGCCAGUUUAAAGUGCCAAUUUUAGACUCUAAAAUUAUGAUAAAUGUGUUUUUCUAACCAUGUACCACAUGAUAUAACUGAUUGUUGUCAUAGGUGCAUGCAGCCAUGACAGAAGACUUUAUUGUACAUCCAUCAGAUAACCUGACUUCAUAGAUACCGACAUGUGAUCUCCAAACAGCUUUUUAUAAACAAUAAAACAGAAAAUGGCUGACAA
Molecule: messenger RNA, 4058 nt
Organism: Hippocampus comes (tiger tail seahorse)
Lineage: Eukaryota; Metazoa; Chordata; Actinopteri; Syngnathiformes; Syngnathidae
Product: solute carrier family 45 member 3
Exons: 6
Coding region: 318-2018 (566 amino acids)
Biological process (GO): transmembrane transport
Cellular component (GO): membrane
Molecular function (GO): sucrose:proton symporter activity
Source: RefSeq, a predicted model, not a curated record